AUGUCCUUCCAAACCCUCGCCCUCGCCGCUGUUGCGGUGGUAUAUUUUCUGAUCCGCUAUCUCAAUCGCACCGACGUUCCCAAGAUCAAGGGGAUACCUGAAAUUCCUGGGGUGCCUAUAUUUGGGAACCUGUUGCAACUAGGCGACCAGCAUGCGACUGUGACGAAGAAGUGGGCGAAGAAAUAUGGCCCCGUCUUCCAGGUCCGAAUGGGCAAUCGGCGCAUUGUCUUCGCCAACAGUUUUGAGUCCGUCCGCCAACUGUGGAUCAAAGACCAGUCGGCCCUGAUCUCGCGCCCGACCUUUCACACCUUCCACAGCGUCGUGUCCAGCUCGCAGGGCUUCACGAUCGGCACCUCGCCCUGGGACGAGUCCUGCAAGCGCCGACGCAAGGCGGCCGCCACCGCGCUGAACCGCCCCGCCGUGCAGUCGUAUAUGCCAAUCAUCGACCUCGAGGCCACCGCCAGCAUCCGCGAGCUGUUCCAGGACAGCGACAGCGGCAGCAAGGACAUCAACCCGGUCGCGUAUUUCCAGCGGUUCGCGCUCAACACCAGUCUCACGCUGAACUACGGCUUCCGUAUCAGCGGUAACGUCGACGAUGAGCUGCUGCACGAGAUCUGCGACGUCGAGCGCGGCGUCUCCAAUUUCCGGAGUACCAGCAACAAUUGGCAGGACUACAUUCCCCUCAUGCGUCUGUUCCCCAAGGCGAACACCGAGGCCGAGUCGUUCCGCGUGCGCCGCGAUAAGUAUUUGACGUAUCUGCUGGAUAUUCUCAAGGAACAGAUUGCCAAGGGCACGGAUAAGCCGUGCAUCACGGGAAACAUCCUCAAGGAUCCUGAGGCGAAGCUGAAUGAGGCGGAGGUCAAGUCCAUCUGUCUCACUAUGGUCUCCGCCGGAUUGGACACGGUUCCCGGCAACGUCAUCAUGGGCAUCGCCUAUCUCGCCUCGGAAGACGGCCAGCGUGUUCAGCAGAAGGCCUACGAGGAGAUCAUGAAGGUGUACCCGGACGGUGACGCCUGGGAGAAGUGCCUCGUGGAAGAGAAAGUCCCCUACGUGACCGCCCUGGUGAAAGAGACCCUCCGGUUUUGGACCGUGAUCCCCAUCUGUUUGCCGCGCGAAAGCACCAAGGAUAUUGUCUACAACGGCGCGACCAUCCCCGCCGGAACCACCUUCUUCAUGAACGCAUACGCCGCAGACUACGACGAGGAGCACUUCGAUAAGCCCGAGCAAUUCCUGCCGGAGCGGUAUUUGGAGGUGGGCGAGGGCACGGGCACUCCCCACUACGGCUACGGGGCUGGCUCGCGCAUGUGCGCGGGCUCGCAUCUGGCCAACCGCGAGCUGUACACCGCCUACAUCCGCUUGAUCACCGCCUUCACCAUGCACCCGGCCAAGAACCCCGAGGACCGCCCGAUCAUGGAUGCCAUUCACUGCAAUGCUAUCCCCACGGCGUUGACAACGGAGCCCAAGCCCUUCAAGGUGGGAUUCCGACCGAGGAAUCCCGAGAAGUUGAAGCAGUGGAUUCGAGAGAGUGAUGAGCGGACUAAGCAUUUGUGA
This is a messenger RNA of Aspergillus aculeatus ATCC 16872, 1551 nucleotides long. Its product is annotated as cytochrome P450. Gene Ontology annotation, molecular function: monooxygenase activity; heme binding; oxidoreductase activity, acting on paired donors, with incorporation or reduction of molecular oxygen. Bases 1 to 1551 code for a protein of 516 amino acids. Lineage: Eukaryota; Fungi; Ascomycota; Eurotiomycetes; Eurotiales; Aspergillaceae. The record is from RefSeq and is a predicted model, not a curated record. The transcript is spliced from 4 exons.